Molecule: messenger RNA, 2667 nt
Organism: Aureobasidium subglaciale EXF-2481
Lineage: Eukaryota; Fungi; Ascomycota; Dothideomycetes; Dothideales; Saccotheciaceae
Exons: 2
Coding region: 1-2667 (888 amino acids)
Biological process (GO): proteolysis
Cellular component (GO): cytosol; cell wall; membrane
Molecular function (GO): tripeptidyl-peptidase activity; serine-type endopeptidase activity
Source: RefSeq, a predicted model, not a curated record
AUGUUGUUCAACAUCGCCACUCUUUUGGCUCUCGCCCCCUCCGUUCUUUCUGCGGUCACAGACAAUGGUGCUAAAAAGCAGCGCAAUGUUGUCCCUGGCGGAUACAUUGUCGAAUUCGAAGAUGUUAUGUCUGUUGCUUCAGACACCAAGUCGAGCUUCUACUCCGAGCUUGCAGACAAGAAGAUGAAUCCAACUCACCGCAUGGAUCUUUCUUCUUCUCUCUUCAAAGGUCUUUCAUUCCAUGUUGAUUCAGGUCUCGACCAGACAGUAGUUGCUUCGGACAUCCAAGCUAUGCCUCUCGUCCGUAAGGUCUGGCCCAUCUCUCUGUACGACACUCAGGACUUUGUGACCGCGCCUUACGUCAACGGUUCUAACUCCACUGGGUCAUCUGAUGUCUUCUCUACGCAUCUUAUGGGUCACGUCGACAGACUGCACGCUGAAGGCUUGACCGGAAAUGGCACCACGGUUGCCGUCAUCGAUACUGGUAUUGACUAUCUCCACCCUGCUCUUGGCGGUUGUUUCGGUCCUGGCUGCAAGGUCGCAUAUGGCUAUGAUCUGGUUGGUGAUGACUACGAUGGUACAAACACACCUGUGCCCGACCCCGAUCCGUACUCUUCAUGUAAUGAUCACGGCACCCACGUCGCUGGUAUCGUCGCUGCCGGUCCCAACCCUUACAACUUCACUGGUGUUGUACCAGAUGCCACCCUCGCUAUUUACAGAGUUUUUGGAUGCUCCGGAAGCUCUGGAGAUGACGUUCUGAUUGAUGCCUUCACCCGUGCUUAUGAAGAGGGAGCCGAUAUCAUCACUGCCAGUAUCGGUGGUGCUAACGGCUGGACUGAAGAGCCAUGGUCUGUCGUUGUCUCCCGUAUUGUCGCAGCUGGUACCCCCUGCACUCUUGCUGCCGGUAAUGAUGGGUCUGAGGGUCUGUUCUAUGGUUCAUCUGCCGCUGAUGGUAUUGGUGUUAUCGCCGUUGGCUCUAUCGACAACAUUGAGUCUCCUGUCUUUACUACCUACGGUAUUUACAGUGUCGACAACUCGACCACCGGCCAGUUUGGCUACCUGGAAGCUGCUAUUGGCAUGCCUAACAUCAGUCUUCCUCUUUGGGCCGUCAGCGAGGACAGCACUAUCCCAGGUGAUGCCUGUGAGCCUCUUCCCGCCAACACUCCCGAUCUUGCCGGCAAGCUUGUCCUUAUUCGUCGUGGCACUUGCACCUUCGACACCAAGGCUGCAAACGUUGCUGCCUUUGGAGCACAGUACAUCAUGUUCUACAACAAUGCUCCCAGUCUCACCUCCGCGAGUGUCACUGAUCCCGACAUCCUCGGAGCAGCCAUGGUCUCCGCUGAGCAAGGUGCUUCUUGGGUUGCCACUCUUGCAGCUGGUUCCGCUAUUCAGGUCACCAUCACCGGCGAUUUGACUGUCUUCUCGAGCCCUGCCAACAAUGUCACCGGUGGACACAUGUCCACUUUCACCAUGUGGAACCCUACCAAUGAGGCUUACGUCAAGCCGGAGAUCUCUGCCCCUGGCGGUAACAUUCUGUCUACUCUCCCUCUUGCACAAGGUGGUUACGGAGUCCUGUCUGGUACCUCUAUGGCCACUCCAUUCGUUGCUGGUGUUGUCGCACUUAUGAAGCAGGCACGCCCUGAUCUUGACGCUUACACCAUUCGUGCCAUUCUCGGUACGACCGGCCAUCCCGUCACCUUCAACGACGGCACGACUACUUAUGACUACCUGGCUCCUGUCGUACAACAGGGUGGCGGUGAAGUCGAUGCCUAUGCCGCAGUCUACACUUCCACCGUCCUUGACGUAGCCAACCUCGCUUUCAACGAUACAGCACACUUUGUCAAGGAGGCAAACUUCACCAUCACCAACCGUGGUAGCAGCGACAUCACUUACAACUUCGACUACGUCAACGCUGCCACUGCUUACACUCUUCCCGAUGAUGGCAGCACCCAGCCUCAGACCUUCCCUCCGGAUCUCGUCACCUCUGGCGCUAGUGUACACUUCAGCUCUGGUAGCAUUAGUGUUGCGGCUGGCAAGUCCGAGGUCGUCAUUGUCACCCUGUCUCCUCCUGAGAACCUUGCGACCGCUCGCAUUCCUGUUUACUCAGGCUUCAUUACUAUCAACGGUACCAACGGUGAUUCGCUCAACCUUCCUUACGCCGGUAUCGCAUCUUCGCUCAAGGAUGCUACUGUUCUCGACCCUAGCACUGGAUACCCAUACAUCACAAGUACCUCUGACAACACCUUCGUCCCUUUGGAUCCUGGUACCGUCUUCACUAUUUCACUCGCGAAUGCCACUGUGAAUGAUACCAUUAGCAAUUCAACCGGUCUUCUAGUCCCCAAUCUGAGAAUCGGCCUCGUCAUGGGUUCAUCGCUGAUUCGUGCUGAUCUCCUUCCUUCGAACGGCACUUAUGGCACUUACAGCAACACCACCACCAUUCUCGGCGUCAAGACUCUCGGUGCUAUCGCCGGUACACCCACGCUCUAUCAACCUAGAGCAAAUGCUUGGAGUACUGCCUUCUACGGUGUCCUCGAUGACGGCAGCAGAGUGCCUGCCGGCACCUACUCCAUCUUGGUCCGGGCCUUGAGGAUCUUUGGAGAUGCAACCAAUCCCGACGACUACGAUAGUGCCGGGACUGUACCUUUCACGAUCAGAUAUGUCCAUUGA